ACCUGUAUCCAACAAUCCGUUGUGAAAUCAGCGAGAAAAAAUGGGAUCCUCAGUGAAUCUAUCUCUAACACCUACUACUGCUACUCAGUUUUUAUCUUCUUCUUCAUCAUCACCUCGUCUACUAAAGCUCUCCCAUAGUUGUAAUCCCCAUUUCUUUAAUCUUAAUCGAACCCUUUCUUUGUUACCUCUUCAGGCUUCAAGGCGCCCCACCAGCAAUCAUCCCCAGAAAGGUGAUAAUUAUGCGGGUGAUCCCCGUGAUUGGAAGCAAAAUUUGGAUUUUUAUGGAGAUGAUGAUGAUGAAGAGGAUGAGGAGGGGGAGGAGGAAGAAGAUGAAGAUAGAAGUUUGGAUCUUUUGAUUAUGUUUGUUCAGAAUGUGUUUAAGAAGAUUUCUCGGAAAGCCCGGAAAGCUAUUCGAUCCGUUUUGCCGGUUAACAUUUCAACUAAAUUGGUGGGAUUUUCCGUCAAUGGCAUCAUAAUCCUGGCAUUUUUGUGGAUUCUGAAAGCCUUUCUUGAGGUUAUCUGCACUCUUGGUACUGUAGUAUUUGUUAGCAUCUUACUAGUUCGUUGCCUAUGGACUGGGAUAUCAUAUUUACAAGAUACUCGUGGACAAAGGACAGAUGAAUUUGAUGAUGUCUGGACUAAUACACAACCUGUUAAUUGAUUAAACAAAAAAGUCGGAAGAUGAAGCGUUUCAUGAUUGUGAGAAACGUAUUCUGGUUUCUCUUGUGACGGUGAUGAUUAGUAACCUAUUGAGAAGAGGUCUCGAAGCCAUUCUGUUCAUGAAUGUCAUUUAUAUCGUCCAUUUCAAGUCGUUGACAAUUAUACAUAUAGCUGAUUAUUAGUUUCCACCGAGUUAGGUUUGGGUGGUGCAUACUAAAAUUAUUAAGAUUGACGAGAAGACAGGAAGCUGUAUGAUCUUACCUGACUCCUAGGCCAGCAACAAUGCUCUACACUUGUACAUUUUUGUUUCUUUUUAUAAUGUUGCAGCAUGUUCUUGGAUACCUUAAUACAGUAUGUAAUAAAGCUUCAUGGAAGCUCCUUUCAGAUGUCA
Messenger RNA from Daucus carota subsp. sativus, 1051 nucleotides. Its product is annotated as protein SHORT HYPOCOTYL IN WHITE LIGHT 1. The record is from RefSeq and is a predicted model, not a curated record. The coding region runs from base 41 to 661 and encodes 206 amino acids. Lineage: Eukaryota; Viridiplantae; Streptophyta; Magnoliopsida; Apiales; Apiaceae. The transcript has 4 exons. Gene Ontology annotation, biological process: regulation of abscisic acid-activated signaling pathway; negative regulation of photomorphogenesis.